Nicotiana tabacum (common tobacco) is the source of this 2197-nucleotide messenger RNA. The record is from RefSeq and is a predicted model, not a curated record. Lineage: Eukaryota; Viridiplantae; Streptophyta; Magnoliopsida; Solanales; Solanaceae.
UAUCAAAACAUGGAAAAAUGACUUUCUUAUGAGAAAUAUUUUCUUUGAAAAAUAACUUUGAUCAUAUACCAAACCGAGCUUACAGUAAAAUAAAUCUUAACAUCUUUUCGGUCUAAUCAUGUAAUAACUUCGUUAUAUGACUUCAGUGCAGGCCAAAGAUGAUAAAAUGGUAUUGGGUGCUAAAAUUGCUGGUUUGCAGAGAAAAUGGGACAAUCUCUGCCAGCGUUUACACUACAAUCAACCAUUAUCCAAGGCUAGCAGUUUUGAGUUGGGUUGUCAAGUUCCAUCAGUUGUAGGUUUUCAAGUUGUUGAUCAAGACCAAAACGAAGGUGUCAACGACGACAAAAGCGGCCACAAAAAUGCAUCUUCAGCAGAAACUGAAAGGAAGAUAAUGAAUUCCACAGUCUCUUCAUCAAAUGAAAGCAGUCCUUUAGGUAUGAUAUCAGAGGCUGGCAAUGACAAUUUUCUAUCUAAGUUUAGUGAAACGCCCUCAAAAAGUGUCGAUGAGCGUGGCCUCAACUCUCCAGCCUCUGUAACUUCAGUGACAACAGAUUUAGGUUUGUGCGUGGCCUCUACUUCUCCAGGCAAAGAACAAGAGCAGCUGACAAUUCCGAGUAGCAUCAAUCAAGCACAUCAUAUAUCAUCCAAUGUAUCUGCAAGUGCUGAGGUGGUCUCGGGAAGUUUCUUUAACCGGUCCCCACUAUCGCCAUCUUCUAAUUCUCUUCAGUGUCACCACAAGCAAUUGGAUCCAAAAGAUUUCAAGAUGCUAUACGCAGCUCUUAUGGAAAAGGUCGCCUGGCAAGAGGAGGCUGUAAAUGCUAUUAGCCAAACAAUAGCUCAGUGCAGAAGCAGAAAUGAAAGAAGCAAUUGCACACGUCGUGGGGACAUAUGGCUCAAUUUCCUCGGACCUGAUAAGAUUGGUAAGAAGAAAGUUAUGAUUGCAUUGGCGGAGAUUCUAUAUGGAAGCACAAACAACCUAAUCUGUGUGGAUCUAAGUCUCCAGGACGAAGUCGGGUUGUUUGAUUUACAGGUAUUGAAUAGAUAUGAUGUGAAAUUCAGAGGGAAGCAUGUUGUUGAUUAUGUUGCUGAUAAAUUGAGGAACAACCCCUUAUCUGUUGUUUUCCUAGAAAAUGUGGAUAAAGCUGACCUACUCGUUCAGAAAAGCUUGUCCCAGGCUGUUAAGACUGGUAGAUUUUCUGAUUCUCAUGGUAGAGAAGUUAGCAUAGCUAACGCAAUCUUUGUGACAACAUCAUCAAGAUUAGAUGAAGAAACAACUCUUCAUUCUACCGAAGAAACAGUUCAUGACUAUUCUGAAGAAGAUAUAUUGGCAGCUAAAGGAUGGCAAAUCCAGAUGCUAAUAGCAUUUGAUCUUGCAGAUGAUGUCGAAAGUCCUAACUCAAGUACAUUAGUAACCAGUAGAAAAAGAUCAUCUAGCCGUAUCAUUGUGAAUAAAAGAAAGCUUACUGGUUCAAGCGAAAGCGUACAUCAGCAAUGUGGAAGCUCGGAGAUGGCCAAACGAGCACACAAGGAAUCAAACACAUGCCUAGAUUUGAAUCUUCCAGCUGAAGAGAGUGAAAAUUAUGACACAUUUAAUGGAGAUUCUGGAUGUGACUCAUGGUUGAAAGAAUUAUUUGCACAAUUUGAUGAGACUGCGAUUUUCAGGCCAUUUGAUUUCGACUCUCUGGCUGAAAAGCUGUUGAAAGAGAUCAGACUAUGCUUCCACAAAAUUGUCGGUCCAGAAUGUUUGCUAGAGAUCGACACCAAAGUAUUGGAACAGAUUCUAGCAGCAACAUGUUUAACAGACAGUAAGAAAGUAGAAGAUUGGAUUCAACAUGUUCUUAGCAAGGGAUUCGUGGAAGCUCAAGAAAGGUAUAGUCUAAGUGCACGUUCUGUAGUGAAACUUGUGACUUGCGAGAGUAGUUUCCAAGAAGUGCAUAUACCAGGAGUUCUCCUUCCUAGUAGAAUCAUAGUGAAUUAAAAGAAAUAAGUUUGCCUAUUUAUAUGUAAUAUAUAUAUUGUAUAAACAUUUUAGCACCUAGUUAAUUAUGCAUGUGUUGCCCGAUCUAUCCCAUGUUUUUUUGGUUUUUGCGGGUCACGUUUGUAUAGUUUUAAGGGCAUAAAAAUUGUAGAUUUCACCUAAGGUAUCUGCAAGCUCUGAAUUAUUUAUGUGUUAUGAGUUUAUCAAUGUUGCUCCCUA